Molecule: messenger RNA, 474 nt
Organism: Emiliania huxleyi CCMP1516
Lineage: Eukaryota; Haptophyta; Isochrysidales; Noelaerhabdaceae
Exons: 1
Coding region: 1-474 (157 amino acids)
Biological process (GO): proteolysis
Cellular component (GO): cytoplasm
Molecular function (GO): aminopeptidase activity
Source: RefSeq, a predicted model, not a curated record
AUGCACCCCAAGCACGCUCCCACCAGCACGCUGCUUCUCCCCACCCGCGACGGCCUGCACGAGCUGCACGUGGCCGAGUACGGCGCGCCGGGCGGCACGCCCAUCGUCUACCUCCACGGCGGCCCGGGUGGCGGCACUCCUCCCGACGUGCCGCGGCUGUUCGACCCGGCCGUCUUCCGGCUCGUCACCUUUGACCAGCGCGGGUGCGGCCGCUCGCGGUGCGCCGACCGGCUGCUCGCCAACACCACGGCCCUGCUCAUCGACGACGUCGAGGCCGUCCGCUGCCGCCUCGGGAUCGAGCGCUGGGCCGUGUUUGGCAGCUCGUACGGCUCGCUGCUGGUGGCGCUGUACGCGGCGCGGCACAGCGCGCGCGUCACGUUCGCUAUCGCGCACGGCGUCUUCCUCGGCACGCGCGCCGAGGUUGGCUGGCUCUACGAGGCCCCCGGCGCCUCGCGCUUCUACCCGGACCAGUGA